UUGAGCUAUUUUCUAGCUGUAAUUAUUAUUUUCGCUGGUAGUUUUCUUUUUAGUAAGAAACACAGCGCUUUACUGGUCAUUAGCUUGAAUGAAAGACGGUGAGCAUUGGAAACAAAAGAGGGCGGUUGUGUUUUAACAUCAACGGAUCGUCACUUGAGAACACUCAAGUCAAGUCCGACUUGCUACGAAGCACUCUCAAACAACGAGUUUAGCUAUCCUAACAAACGUGAUGGACAGUGAGGUAUCAGACCUUGAGCAGCCUCUAGGUAUGGACAGCAGUAUGGAAGGAGAAAAUGCACCUUUGUACUGCAUCUGUCGGAAACCAGACAUCAACUGCUUCAUGAUUGGAUGUGACAACUGCAAUGAAUGGUUUCACGGCAACUGCAUAAAUGUGACGGAGAAGAUGGCCAAGGCGAUCAGGGAGUGGUACUGCCAGCGAUGCCGAGAUAAGAAUCCUUUACUUGAGAUAAAGUACCGGCCUAAGAAAAACAGAGAGAAAGAAGUUGAACAGGACAGAGUUGAAAAGCAGUGUAGCACACCAGACUUCAAGAUUGACAAGCGCCGUGGAUCCAAAGUAAAGCGCUCUGCUCGUAUGUGUGGAGAGUGCGAGCCCUGUAGACGAACAGAGGAUUGUGCUCAGUGUGAUUUCUGUAAGGACAUGAAAAAGUUUGGAGGCCCAAAUAAAAUCCGUCAGAAAUGCCGACUGAGGCAGUGUGUGGUUCGUGCUCGAAAAAUGCUACGCGUUCGUGAUGAGGAGUUUUCUCUGCGAGAGCGACGGGAUAAUUUCUCACAUAGGGAUCGGCGAUAUUCAGAUGACUAUGAUGAGAAUGAGAUGGAGCUUUACCAGCAAUACAAAGACCAAAAUAUGUCCUGGAACAGUGAUGACGAUGAUGGACCACUCUUCAGUCCUGUUCAGCGCAAGAAAGCUAUAAAAGUCAAACAUGUGAAGAGGAGAGAGAAGAAGUUUGAUAAGAAGAAAGAUUCUCGACGUCACAAACAAAAACAAAAGCACAAAGACAGGUUGAGACACAGUGACAGAGGUGAUGGCCACGACAGCAAGGACCUGCGGCAGUGCCUAGGACCCAACUGUAUACAGGCAGCUCGGCCCAACUCCAAGUACUGUUCCGAGGACUGUGGAAUGAAGCUAGCUGCCAAUCGUAUUUACGAGAUCCUACCUCAGCGCAUCCAACAGUGGCAACAGAGUCCAUGCAUCGCCGAGGAGCAUGGUAAGAAGCAGCUGGAGCGUAUACGGAGAGAGCAGCAGUCUGCACGUAUGCGCCUUGCCGAAAUGGAGAGGCGCUUUCACGAGCUGGAGGGCAUCAUAGCUAAAGCCAAACAGCAGGUGGUCCAACAGGACGAGGAGGUGAAUGAAACAGACAGCGAUGAUACUGAUCUCCAGAUCUUCUGUGUGUCCUGCAGUCACCCAAUCAACCCAAAGGUGGCACUGAGACACAUGGAGAGAUGUUAUGCAAAGUAUGAAAGCCAGACUUCUUUUGGUUCCAUGUACCCUACACGAAUAGAAGGAGCAACAAGACUCUUCUGCGAUGUGUACAACCCACAGAGCAAAACAUACUGCAAGAGACUUCAGGUCUUGUGCCCAGAACAUUCUAGAGACCCAAAGGUCCCAGUAGAUGAAGUGUGUGGAUGUCCACUAGUGCGUAAUGUAUUUGAGCCAACAGGAGAGUACUGCAGGGUGUCCAAACGCAAGUGUAAUAAGCACUACUGCUGGGAGAAGCUGCGGCGAGCUGAAGUAGAUCUGGAGCGUGUUAGAGUGUGGUACAAACUGGAUGAGCUGUUUGAACAGGAACGCAAUGUAAGGACAGCCAUGACCAACAGGGCGGGAUUACUAGCCCUAAUGCUCCAUCAGACUAUCCAGCACGAUCCACUCACCACAGAUCUGCGCAGCAACAAAGACAGAUAGCUGUCUGCACAGUGACUCUUCAUCAUGAAAGAUUCCUCAUUCUGUUUCUGUUUGACUCAUCACCUUUGUCUGUCAGAGGGAAACGUAAACCUCACUGAAAAAAAAACAGCCUAUGAUGUAGCUGUGUCUGAAGGACUGCAUUUUCCUACUGUAUUCACUG
Chanos chanos (milkfish) is the source of this 2081-nucleotide messenger RNA. It is a transcript of the gene cxxc1b, whose product is annotated as CXXC finger protein 1b. NCBI's taxonomy places the organism in Eukaryota, Metazoa, Chordata, Actinopteri, Gonorynchiformes, Chanidae. Gene Ontology annotation, cellular component: Set1C/COMPASS complex. Gene Ontology annotation, molecular function: DNA binding; zinc ion binding. The coding region runs from base 230 to 1921 and encodes 563 amino acids. Gene Ontology annotation, biological process: positive regulation of DNA-templated transcription. The transcript has 14 exons. The record is from RefSeq and is a predicted model, not a curated record.